Messenger RNA from Acanthamoeba castellanii str. Neff, 420 nucleotides. RefSeq lists its product as uncharacterized. The coding region runs from base 1 to 420 and encodes 139 amino acids. The transcript is spliced from 3 exons. Lineage: Eukaryota; Discosea; Longamoebia; Acanthamoebidae. The record is from RefSeq and is a predicted model, not a curated record.
AUGCUGCCCAAGAGCGGGACCGACGAAGCGCUCCUACCCAUGGCCAUGGGCCAGGCCCUCGUCUGGAAGCAGUGGGAGGAUAAGGGCACCACCUACCACAAUGACGCGGAGCUGGCCCAGAGGCUGCAGGCCGAGCAGGAUCGGGAGGACGCCCGGAAGCGCGCCGAGGCCCGCCAAGCCGCCGAGGCGCGCAGCAGCGCCCGCGGCCCGUCGACGUCGACGUCGACCGCAGUCUCCGACGCCCAGCUUGCCCGGAUGCUCCAGGAGGCCGAGCGCUCGGGAGCCGCUGCCCCGCGCCCCGCCGCGACCACCCUCAACGCCCAGGGCCUCACUGACGCCGAGAUCGCGGCGGUGCUGCAGGAGGAAGAGGAAGCCAUGGCCCGCGCGCGCCUUCGACGGAACCAGCGGACCAACUAUUAG